CUCCGUGACUCUUGCAGAUUCCUCAUCUGCUUCAAUGUUUUCUAAUGUCUUGUUCUCACCAAGGACCACAAGCUAUGUCAACGCUUUGUUCUUCACUUUCUCCAUCAACACCACCCUCCAUCUCCAAGUUUAUCUCUGAUCACCCAUGUCUCACCAUGCUCCAAAAACACUGUACCACCAUGACAGACUUCCAAAAGAUUUAUGCUCACAUCAUCAAAACUGGUCUUGCUCUUGACCCCAUUGCUGCUAGCCGUGUCCUCACCUUCUGUGCCUCUUCAUCUGGUAACAUUAACUAUGCUUACGUGGUGUUCACCCGAAUGCCAAACCCAAAUCUUUAUUCUUGGAACACCAUUAUCAGAGGCUUUUCCCGGAGCUCAACCCCACAAUUUGCAAUAUCACUCUUUGUUGAUAUGUUGUAUUCUGCAGUUGAACCCCAACGGUUGACUUACCCUUCGGUUUUCAAAGCUUAUGCUCAAUUGGGUGCUGGUCAUGAUGGAACUCAGCUUCAUGGGAGGGUUGUAAAAUUGGGUCUUGAAAGGGACCACUUUAUUCGUAAUACUAUCAUAUACAUGUAUGCUAAUAGUGGGCUAUUGAGUGAAGCUAGAAGAGUGUUUGAUGAGCACAUGGAACUUGAUGUGGUGGCUUGUAAUUCAGUGAUUAUGGGUCUUGCUAAAUGUGGGGAAAUUGAUGAAUCUAGGAGGUUGUUUGAUAACAUGCCAACAAGAACUGCAAUUACUUGGAAUUCUAUGAUUAGUGGGUAUGUUAGGAAUGGGAGGCUAAUGCAGGCAUUAGAGCUUUUCCGCAAGAUGCAAGAAGAAGGGGUUGAGCCAAGUGAAUUUACAAUGGUGAGUUUGUUAAAUGCUUGUGCUCACUUGGGAGCACUUCAACAUGGGGAAUGGGUUCAUGAUUAUAUUAAAAGGAAUCAUUUUGAGUUGAAUGUCAUUGUUCUCACAGCAAUAAUUGACAUGUAUUGCAAGUGUGGAUCUAUUGAAAAUGCUAUUGAAGUGUUUGAGGCAUCCCCCACAAGAGGAUUAUCAUGUUGGAACUCCAUUAUUAUAGGGCUAGCCAUGAAUGGUCAUGAAAGAGAGGCAAUUGAGUUCUUCUCUAAGCUUGAGUCUUCAAAAUUAAAGCCAGACCGUGUAAGUUUCAUUGGAGUUUUAACUGCUUGUAAACAUUUGGCAGCAAUAGAUAAAGCAAGGGACUAUUUUGCAUCAAUGAUGAAUAAGUAUGAGAUUGAACCAUCAAUAAAACACUACACUUGCAUGGUUGAAGUGCUUGGUCAAGCUGCACUCCUGGAAGAAGCAGAAGAACUAAUAAAGGGUAUGCCUAUACAGCCAGAUGCUAUUAUAUGGGGAUCUUUGCUCUCAUCUUGUAGGAAGCAAGGGAAUGUACAGAUUGCAAAACGGGCUGCCCAAAGAGUUUGUGAGUUAAAUCCAAGUGAUGCCAGUGGUUAUGUACUCAUGUCUAAUGUUCAGGCUGCAUCCAACCAAUUUGAAGAGGCAAUGGAGCACAGGCUUUUGAUGAAGGAAAGCUUGACAGAGAAAGAACCAGGAUGCAGUUCAAUUGAACUAUACGGAGAGGUUCAUGAGUUCCUAGCUGGGGGGAGGCUACAUCCUAAAACUCGAGAGAUUUACUCUUUACUGAAUGACUCUAGUUUUGCACUUAAAGAUUGAUUAUCUCUGAAAUGAUAGAACUAGUGAAAUUUAAAAAUCAAUCUGUAUAUAUAGAGGAAGUAGCUGUAAAAUAGAGAAGAGUUAUAAUAGAUGAGAAUCACAUAAUGCGACCAAAUAUCCAAUUUCCUUGUCAAUACAGUUAAAUAAAAGCAUUUAGAUUUACUGGGAUUUAUAGAUUUAUUAAGAAAAAUAAAGUGCCAGAAGUAAAAGGACAUCAUGAAAAUGGAAAGAUAGCCAUGGCAUGAAGUUCAAAUUUCUCUCCUCUCUUUCCGCUCCAACCCCCCCGGUCUUUUAUUGUUGUAGUAUGUCUUCCCGAAAUAUGCCAGUCAUCUUAGUAAUUAAUUAGAAAACAUGUGGUGACUCGUAAUUGAUGUUUUAUAUUUUACUCAUUGCACUAUCAUGUGGAUACUUACCAAUAGGCCUGCUGAAGGAAUCUCAGCUUCAUUGCAUGCACGUUUUGCUUUGACAUUCUAAGUGGAAAGACUGCAUAUACGAUAUUGAACUCUGAAAAGUAGAUCUUAAUGUAUUUAAAAUCAUAACUCUCAUUAAUUUGUUAAACCAACUAUUAAUACAGUAGAAUAAGCAUAUCAUGUUGUUUUAGCAACAAUGUCAACAUUCGAAGACCCCUUCUAGUACA
This is a messenger RNA of Gastrolobium bilobum, 2310 nucleotides long. Its product is annotated as pentatricopeptide repeat-containing protein At2g42920, chloroplastic. Lineage: Eukaryota; Viridiplantae; Streptophyta; Magnoliopsida; Fabales; Fabaceae. The transcript has a single exon. The record is from RefSeq and is a predicted model, not a curated record. Gene Ontology annotation, biological process: RNA modification. Gene Ontology annotation, molecular function: RNA binding; protein binding. The coding region runs from base 45 to 1673 and encodes 542 amino acids.